AUGUUCGAGGCACCCGUGGAGUGCUGCGAGUGCACUGUUCCUGUUGGCGACGAUGGGGCGCUGCGGGCGGUGCUGCUCGUGCCGUGUCAGCAUCUUCUCCACAUGGGCUGCGUCGACUACAUACGCAAGCGCAGGAAAUUAGAUCAGCUCGUCGGUGGCAGCGACUGUAGUGGUGUGGCAGAAGUUCCAACACCGACGGCCUGCAGCAGCGAUGGUCGCCUUGUCGCGUGCCCGGCGUGCCAGAUGCCUGUGCAGCGGCUCGUCCCGCUGUUCCCCAGCAGCGGGGAUGUGCAGCGGGCACCCAAAGCGGUCUGCAGUGACGCCGCGUCGCGCUUCAGGGAGCUGCACCACGCGCAGAAGACCAGCAUCGCCCACCUCCGCGCACUUCACGAGCAGCGAGAGCGUGUGACGCAGCUCACGCGCACAUGUGCCCAGCUGCACGAACGACUUUCGGCAGCGCAGGCGGAGGUGGAUCGUAUGUCACGAAUUCUUCCCUCCACAGCGCCAGCAGGAAGUAUCUCGGAACUGGCCGAGGCCGAGCUGUGCGUCGGCAAUAUGACCGCCACUGAACUUGAAUUGUACAUCACGCAGUCCUCCGUGACACUAGAGGGGUUAGAGCGUGACGUUCGCGAGCAGCGGUGGCUGGCUGAAAAGAAGCGUAAGAAGUUGACUGAUUUGCAGUUGCGCUACUCUGUGGCAAAGGCGUCGCUGAAGCGUCCACCGCCCACUGCCGAUAAUGAGCGGGACGAUGCGGGGUCUAGUUGCAGUGAGGGCACGUUUGACUCACCGAGCGGUAGCAAGCGUCCGCGUCUUCAGCCGCUCUGCAUUGACGUCGACGCAGAGGAGGCGUCGGCCAAGGCAAAGGCGGUUGUUGUGUCACCGGGGAACGGUAGUGUCGCUAGGGAGGAUGGUGAGAAAGACGAUGAUGAUAAGGGAAGGAAUGAGGAGGUGGGUAGCAGUGAUAAGAACGACGAUGCCGACGAAGAUGACGAUGUGGUGUUCAUUGAGCACAAAGGCCCUGGCCUUACGAGUAGUGGUAUUAGCAGCAGUAGCAGAAGAAAUGGCAAGGCUAACAGUGUCGGGGCCAUGGACUCUGCUGCAGGUGCGUGGCAGACCUCACUGGUGACAGGGCCGAUAAGUGACGCCGUUGGCCACAAUGAUGUGGACGGUGGCGAGGAUACUAUGAUGUGCUACACACAUCUGCACCGCGCCGCGUUGACGCUACAGCCUGUGAGGAGUGUGCCCAACGUCACACGACUGCUCCCGAGGCGUGAGGACCGGCUCUGGCAGACGUCGUUAGAGAGUCUCUUGUAA
This is a messenger RNA of Trypanosoma grayi, 1314 nucleotides long. RefSeq lists its product as hypothetical. The transcript has a single exon. NCBI's taxonomy places the organism in Eukaryota, Euglenozoa, Kinetoplastea, Trypanosomatida, Trypanosomatidae. The record is from RefSeq and is a predicted model, not a curated record. The coding region runs from base 1 to 1314 and encodes 437 amino acids.